AUGUCUACUGACAUUGGGAACCUUCUAGGCAGAUUGGGGAACCAGGAUGCAGCUGGGUGUCCCGCUCCCUUCAUAGGAGAGGCGCUGCACCCGUUUCGUGGAGGCUUCUACGGAGGGCGCAAUUGCGCUGAGAAUCCAUUAGCUCCACCUGGAAAUGCAUCACGAUGUUGUAUUCCGUGUCCUGUCUACGAUUACACCUACCAGGCCGACUUUAAGCGCCUGACUGAUGGCGCUGCAUGGGUGAAUGUGGCAGGCUUCAUCCUCUGUAGCUUUUUACUCCUUUCCAACGCAGUUCUGCCAUCAGCAAUUACGAGAAGAUCGUACUUGAAUAUCGUCAUCCUCGUCGGAAUCCUCAUCCUCGAGCUCGGAUUUAUCGUCCCGCUGGCACGACAACCAGAACAAUGCUUCGAUCCAGUCACACCAAACGGACAGGGCAGCGACCUGACAUGUGCCUUCUCUGGAGCUUUCCUUGCAUUCGGCCUGCUGUUCUACGUGGUUUGGAUCUUGAUCAGAAGUCUGUUCAUGCAUGUACAGGUUUGCUGGAACCGCACACCGGACAAAAUCGCCUACAUCGCGGCCAAUGUGGCUGCGUUCUCUAUCACCAUCAGCUUGACUACCGCCACUCUCGCUCAUACUGGUGUGUCAUACCGCUUUGGAGGCUAUUGUCACAUCAAUGUACGUUCUCUCGCGACUUAUUGGGGUUGGCUCUUCGGUUUUGGAGGCACAGCUUGCCUGCUCCAAAUCGCAACAAUGAUCUAUUGUAUAAAGGUCUACAUGAGCUCGGCAUGGAACAAGCGCAACGACCCAUCGACGAAGUCUGCUUCGAUCGUCAGCUCUUCUCGGACACAAAGCGCGCGAGCAAAGGCUCGUCGCGUUCGACAGCUGAUACCUUGGCUUCUUUGCAUAAUCGAGACACAAGAAAAGGAACAAUGUCUUAACCUCACAAGUCCUUUCAUCAUCUCGGAAAAUAUUGCGGUUGCCACUUUGUUCAUAUUGAGCUUCGUUGGUAUCGAGGCAUUCUUCUUGCUAUGCAGAUGGGAAAUCUUUGGGGCAUGGUGGUCACUUAUUCGACGGCCUCGAUGGAAGCGCAACAAUAGCUCGGUCUCCAAUUUCAUGGUUCAUCAAGCACAGCAACGAGAGCAGAAGACGCCAGUAGUGGAGGAGAAAACGCCGCGAGAGCAGGAGACUGCUGUCAAUGAUACAAACGCCGCUCGUCCAGGUCGGGAUGACACUGCUGCUGCAGGAGUUUGA
Molecule: messenger RNA, 1251 nt
Organism: Cercospora beticola
Lineage: Eukaryota; Fungi; Ascomycota; Dothideomycetes; Mycosphaerellales; Mycosphaerellaceae
Source: RefSeq, a predicted model, not a curated record